This is a messenger RNA of Echinococcus granulosus, 2814 nucleotides long. RefSeq names its product Cell division cycle 5-related protein. Lineage: Eukaryota; Metazoa; Platyhelminthes; Cestoda; Cyclophyllidea; Taeniidae. Gene Ontology annotation, cellular component: Prp19 complex; spliceosomal complex. The coding region runs from base 1 to 2814 and encodes 937 amino acids. Gene Ontology annotation, molecular function: RNA polymerase II transcription regulatory region sequence-specific DNA binding; DNA-binding transcription factor activity, RNA polymerase II-specific. Gene Ontology annotation, biological process: mRNA splicing, via spliceosome; regulation of transcription by RNA polymerase II. The transcript has 10 exons. The record is from RefSeq and is a predicted model, not a curated record.
AUGCCGAGGAUUAAUAUAAAAGGCGGUGUUUGGAGAAAUACGGAGGAUGAAAUCCUUAAGGCUGCUGUCAUGAAAUACGGUAAAAACCAGUGGGCCCGUAUUGCUUCCCUUCUUCACAGAAAAUCUGAUAAACAGUGCAAGGCCCGCUGGUAUGAGUGGCUCGAUCCAAGUGUCAAAAAGACAGAAUGGAGCCGGGAAGAGGAUGAGAAACUUCUCCACUUGGCCAAAUUAAUGCCCACUCAGUGGCGAACAAUCGCCCCCAUCGUUGGUCGCACAGCGAACCAAUGUCUUGAGCGCUACGAAUAUUUGCUUGACAAAGCACAGAACAUUGAUAUGAGUUCUCGUGAUGACCCACGCCGUUUAAGACCGGGAGAAAUCGAUCCGACCCCCGAGACUAAGCCCGCACGGCCGGAUCCCGUGGAUAUGGAUGAAGACGAGCUGGAAAUGCUCUCGGAAGCUAGGGCUCGUCUGGCCAACACACAGGGUAAAAAGGCUAAAAGGAAGGCUCGUGAACGGCAACUCGAAAUUGCUCGUCGUAUGGCAAUGAUGCAAAAGCGUAGGGAGCUGCGGGCUGCUGGUUUGGCUUCUACUAUUGCACCUCUGGUUAAUAAGAAUGUAUUUAUUGACUAUAACCGUGAAAUUCCAUUCGAAAAACAACCACCCAAGGGUUUCCAUGACACGAGUCGUGAGUUUCCUGAAUCAAAGCCCAUAAAUUUUGAUCGACUACGCCUGGGGGAUAUUGAAAAGGAGCCGUUUAUGGAACGGGAAAAGCGUGAGCGAAAGAAGGAUGCUGAACGUCAAGCUAAGCGAUUGGAGUCGGAUUUACCUGGUGCCCUGCUGGCCCGUGAGAAGGAUAAUGGUGAACCUGUAGUUAAGCGCUCCAAAUUGGUGCUUCCCGCGCCACAAAUAUCUGACUUGGAGUUGGAAAACUUGGUCAAGGUAGGACAGGCGGGUGAGAACGCGAUGAGAAUGGCCCUGGAGGACUCGCGUUCUGAUGCAGUGGCAACACAGACGCUUCUCUCGGAGUAUCACAAGGGCGGUGGCAAUGAUUCAACCUUUGCAACACCGCUUCAUCUGCUGGCUAAGACGCCUCAAAUUGGGACUGACACUAUCAUUCAGGAAGCGCAGAAUAUUUUGGCUCUGCAACAAGUGCAGACACCGCUAAAGGGUGGUGACAAUACAGAACUCUCCACUGGCGUGGUAAACAUUGUUGGGGCUACGCCACAAACUCGCCAUCUGCCUACCCCGAACAUCCUGUUGCCCAACCAGCUUGCAGCUAAUACGCCAUUUCGGACACCUCAAGUUGGAGGUCAGUUCUCGGUCCUUCCCUUCUCUCCUUCUCACCCUCUUUAUAAUCGCUUUCCUCUCAUGGCCCACGCGACGCCAGGGGGGGCGAAUGAUGUGACGAAUCAGACGCCGCGCCGAGACUAUCUUAACAUCAAUGAAGCGGGCGGCAUGGAAGGUCCACAGACUAUGACCACUACCAGUCUGCAAAAGAAGCUUGCACGCCUGCCUCAGCCGAAAAACAACUUCGAAAUUAGCAUGCCCGAUGAGGCGGAGCUGGACGCAGCAGAGCAAGCGGAGGCUAGCGAUUCCGCUACAGAGGGUACGUCUGCCCACGUGGCGGAUCAGGCGGAAGUGGAUCGAGAGGCGGCAGAGGCGCGCAAAGCGGCUGCUGACGCCGCGUGGGCGAAGCGUAGUCGGGCGUUGCAACGUGGACUCCCGCGCCCUACAUUUGUCAAUAAUGCGGUGCUCAGACCACCUCCUUCCACACCAGCGGAGGAGAUUUCUCUCACGGACCAACAGAAGGCUGAGGAAUUGAUCAAAAAGGAGAUGCUAACGAUGCUGCACUAUGAUAGUCUACACAAUCCUCCCUUCACCCUCCUCGCCGACCUUUCUCGCAACACCGACGGGAAGUUGCUCAGCGCCGUGGCACAAAAAAAGCGUUUGCAACAGGUCAACACUACUCACGAGGCCUUUCUCCGCGACUCGGAGUACGAGGAAUUCUCUGACGAGUCGCUAGCUCAGGCGAAGCCCUUGUGUCUACUCACUCCCUUCUCGCAGGCCGCGGCAGCAAUUGAGGCGGAGACGGCAGUGGUGCGCGGUGCGAUGGGCCAUGGGGAGGUGUCGGGUGAGGCGUAUGCGCGGGUGUGGGAGGAGUGUCUGGCUCAAGUGCUUCACCUUCCCCAACACCACCGUUUCACUCGCGCCAAUCUCGUGCCCAAGGCGGAGCGCGUUAGUGCGGCUGAGCGUCGCCUUGAGAUGCUACGCGGUCUUAUGGCUGAAGAAGCCAAAAAAGCUGCCAGGCAGGAGAAGAGAUUGUCUAUUCUUCUCGGGGGCUACCAAUCACGUGCUCAAACCCUCAUCAAAGCCAUUCAAGAGUCUGUGGAACAGAUCGAGCAAAGUCAGAUUGAGCUGACCUCCUUGGAGCAUCUGCGUCAACAAGAAAUUGGUGCCAUUGUGAGACGCACUGAGAUGCUCAAAGUCGACGUUGAACGUCAGAGAAGCCGUGAAACACAGUUGCAAAAAACCUACGCCCAAAUGGCGCGUCUGAGGGAGGAUCAGGUGGCCGGGGUGGAAAAAUUCGACGAAAAUGCGCCCACUCCACCACUGGUAUCACCACGCGCAGACGCCGAGGUGCCGGAAAAGGAUGCGCAGAAUGAUCUUGGUGGAUGGACAACAAUUCAGCAGUCGGACGAGGAGUUGGUGGAAGAGAAGAACGCAGGCGCUCAGACGGAUCCUGUGCCAUUACCAGAGGCCAUACAGGUUGCUAGAGGAGGUGGAUUCAGUGUGGAUUUGGAUGAAGAAACUUAG